AACACAUUUAUUAUGAUCUUGCAAGUAAAGCUAAGCAGCCCAUGCAAUGUUUCUUCUGCAACAUAUAAAUUUACAUGAUCUGUUCAUCAUCAGCUAAUACUAUUUGCAUUGUAGAUUCUUACAUAAAUACAGGAAAAUUCUUAUUACUGUCAAUGGAGAAUGUGUGGGGAGUCAACGGGAAGAAUGGUAAGAGAAGCACUGGAAAUAUGGUAUUUGAACAUGUAGUGCCUUCUUCCUGCUGGACUGAGGAUGCUGAUUGCCACCGUUUGCUGAUUGAUCUUCCCGGAUUCAAGAAGGAAGAAGUGAUGGUUCGAGCUGAUGGUGAUGGCUAUGUAGUAGUGGUAAGCGGAGAGAGGGAGACGAACUGUAACAAAGUCGUCCGCUUUGUGGAGUCUUUUAAGGUACCUGCAGAUUCUAACAGUGAGGAAAUCAGUGCCAUUUUUGAGGAUGAAAUCUUUUACAUAACUAUACCUAAGAAGAAAGAUGUCCCGUCUGUUCGUGAAGGAAAUCAGAACAGUGUGUCUGAUCAUUCGGACAACGUUAACAGUGGUAAUGCUAAUAACAAUGCAAUUGAUCAGAGGCACCAAGGAACAACCCAAGAAGAAGAAGAAGAAGAAGAAGAAGAAUUUCAUGAUGCGGAGUUAGCACAUAAGUGGAACGAGAGCAGUCUACAUGAGAAACUAUUGAAGAAGCUAAAAGAAAACAGAAUCGUUGUCUUAACAGCUGUUUUAGCAUUUUCACUAGGAUUUCUUGCGUCUCGUUUUUGCCAGUCGAAUGCACAGGUUGAAAAAUCUGAAUGAGUUCUGGUUUUCACUGUCCUCCUUUGUUAUCAACUUCUACGGAUAUUGUCAAAACUGCACGUAGCUCAACUAUUUUUCCUAACAGAAAUCCAGAAAUCUUUCUUACAACAUUAUCCGAAACUUUGUAAUGUCUAGAAAAAACACAUAAAGAAAAACAUUUCAUUAGUAGCUACAGAAAUAUCUCAUGCGUCCCAUGAGAAAUUUACAAGCAUCAGUGCAAGAACUUUUUAUCUUACAAGGAUCAGAUUCCAAAACAACUCCACCAAUUCGUAAAGGUGAAAAUACUGCACUGAGAUCCUUUCAUUUCUCAAAUGUAAAUGAGGAAGAAGCUUCUUGUUAAUGUGUCUAAAGUGUGUGAAGAAAAUAUUACAUGCCCGAAAUGUAGUAAAUGUAUGCUUCAAGCCAGAAAAGAAUCAAAGAAUAAUAGACACAUUAUAUGUGGUCUGAACAGGAAACUAUAAAGGCAGAUUAGGUAUUAUGAGUUUGUAUGAUUUCUUACUGCUAAACUCGUUGCAAGAACGCACUAAUCAGUAGUUUAUUCGUGAAUGUUCACAAAGGAAGAGUAUUAAGACAACAUCAUUAUCCAAUCAACUAAACUAUAUACUUCCCAACUGCAGAAGUCAGACAAUUUAGUGGGAAUCCAAUCACAAAACAAACAAGUUUGUGUAGUUAAGAAUUAGGCGAUUCGGACAUGUCCCAGAAAUGGUAAGAAGAUAUAGAGCCACACAAAGAGACAACUUCAUCUGCACAAUAAUCCUAGUUUUCCACAUAAUGUGAUGAAAAUAAUGAAAACUGAGUCUUGGCAGUGUUGACAAGGGAGUUGAAG
Messenger RNA from Sesamum indicum (sesame), 1626 nucleotides. The record is from RefSeq and is a predicted model, not a curated record. Lineage: Eukaryota; Viridiplantae; Streptophyta; Magnoliopsida; Lamiales; Pedaliaceae.